AACUAUCAAGAUUCUCGAACAUGCCAUUUCACUGCAAACAUGGACUGGGUAGGAUGUGAACAUGAUAGAAGGACUAGGGGGCGCAGGAGUUGUAAGUAGUGACCAUGGCUACUUGUUCUAGAGCGCCAGUAGUGCAACUGCGUAGGAGAGUGAUAGAACUAGUACGACGAGAAUCAAUAACAACAUAAUUUUUAACCAUGAUGAAUUCUAGUUCUCUCUCUGAGGCUGUUUUGCCUGGCAAGUGGGAGUCGCCGUCCUUAGCUAGCGGUCAUUGCGCAACCGAAUUGCAGGAUGCGAAGCUAAGGUUCGACGGUUGUCGCCUAAUCGACAUGGUUCUCCGUCGAGUGGGAUUAGAUGCUGAAGCACGACCUACAGCGCCUGCUGCAUAUGACGUACAAGCUCAUCAUCCAGCGGGUCAUCUCCAUGCACAACUACAACAACUACAACAAGCUCAACAACAUUUCGGAACUAGUACGCACCAGCAAAGACUAAAUUCGAUUUAUCUGCGCGAAUUACCAGCUGGUGCGCAUUACUACUUCCAGCUCUUCUAUGCGCAGAGAUGUUUUAGCCAAGAACGGCCUGACGUGGUUGCAUUGGCCUGUGUCCUUCUAAUCUCCAAAGUCUUUGAUGAAACGAGGCGAUUAGAUCCAGUGUUGAACUCUUUCGUGCCGAUGAGUAGUAUACCGAACUUUGGAGGACUCGGAGGUGGUUCUGGAGGUAGUGGCCAUAGCUGCGCAACUAGUGGUAGCACAGGAUCGAGGACUACUUCAUCAUCUUCAAGCAGCACAAAUCUACUAGCCAUGAAAUGCCAGCAGGAUUAAGGCUCUCAAUAUAUUUCAUUUCCACGACUCAUUUCUCGCAGUUUCCCUCUUGAAAUUCUGAAGAAAUGAAGGGAAGAAAUGAAAUGUUGUGAGCUCUAACAGGAGCUAGAGCAGCAGCUACUUCGAGAGGACCCCUUAGCGUCGAAAGAAAUGCUGCGGUCCCAGGUGAUCAAGUGCGAAUCUUUGCUCAUUCGAGCUCUCCAGUUCGAUUUCGAUCCGCCCACAAAAGUUGCGUUUGACUUUCUAGAUCGCCUAUGUCGCAAAAUCCCUGAAGUCUACAAAGCUACGCUAGCAACGACCACCACCACUGGUGGAGGUAUUAAUGGUGCUGGAGGAAGUGGACAUGGUCAUGGACUUCAGCAACUCGGCGGAGCGAGCGUAGCGUCUUCUUCCUCAUCUACUAGUUCUAGUAUGAUGAACGGCAUAGCAGGACAGGGAGGUCAACCGCCGAUUCCAGGACAGCAGCAGCACCACAAUUUUCCGCCAUUCGUUGGUAGUGCUGGCAGGAAACGGACUCGCGUAGAUUCGAACGAUGACAUCGACUUUGCGGCGAACGCUCGCGUGAGAAAAAUGCCUAGAGGAGGUGGACGAGGGAGCGGACCCCUUACGCCGUCGUCUGCGACUUCUAUGACAGGAGCAGGUGUAAAUUACAGUGCGGCACAACAACAUCAACAUCUAGCAGGAGGUAGUGGUCUUGGUGGACGAGGAGGAGUUGGCUUUCCUCAACGACAGGGUACAUCUUCAUCCACAAGAGGGGACUUGCCCCCUUCUGUCGUCCAAGAAGUGAGACAAAAAGCUCAGUCCUUGCUAUAUGACUGCUAUCGAUCCUCCAUGGUCCUCAAAUACAGUCCUCGCGUACUCGCCCUUACUUGCCUGAAAUUCGCUCUCAAAGUGAUCUCCAAACGCUUGUCUUUGCCAGUUCUAGCCAAAAUCGACCUCCCAGCUCUGGAUCAUAGGGUGCUACAUCUGUCACGGACAAGUACACUCUUGCAAAGAAUAGGAGGUGGCGCAGGAAGAGCUGCAAUGAACAAAGAACAAGAUGAAGAGACCUACAGAAAAGUAGCUGACAUGACCAUAGAACUGCAACAGAUGUUGAAAAUAGCAGCUAGUGUGGGAGCUGCUGCGCCUCAGCCUAAAGUUGGUGGACAGACACAGAUGAUAUCAUCAAGAACGACACCAUUGCCAACACCUUCACCUCCUGAUUGAGAGAGCUCUCUACUCUAUUUGUAGCGGCCUCUAUUGAAGAUAGUUUUUCUUGUUCAAUCUCCCGCCCCCAAGCAACCAGCACCCCUGUUUAUCGCAACAUCGAGAAACUCCGCAGUAGCGGCACCAUAGAUA
Molecule: messenger RNA, 2159 nt
Organism: Amoebophrya sp. A25
Lineage: Eukaryota; Dinophyceae; Syndiniales; Amoebophryaceae
Source: the annotation of a GenBank genome assembly